GCGGUGGCCAUCGCUUUCGAGACAGCGAUGUUCCCAAACUGAACACAUUACAAAGCCGCCGCCGCUCCCACCCGCGUCGCCACUCCUCAUCCGUUCGACUUGAACAUUGGUCAUUAUCCCAUUUCCAUUGCCGUCGACACAAAGACCAACGAGCCAACAUGGAUGUUUGCUACACGUCGGCCGCGCACAACCUCCACACGGAAGCCCCUCCCUCCGACAUUGUAGCUGCCAUGGAACAGCUCAAGCGCCAACGCAACGCAGUUGAAGACAAGCGAAUGCAACUUGCACAGGCGCUCGCGAUGGACGAUGGCAGCGUGACCAAGGCCGAGAAACAGCCUCCAACGAGCGAGUUUGCACGACUGUUCCAGAACAACGUCGUCCCGACUCCACUCGCGUGAGGAUGAUGCCACCGACCGACGCCGUCCCCACACACAUCGGCGACCUCUAUUUAACAGAUGAACCCAAAUGUAUAUUCCCAUUCAACCUGGC
Messenger RNA from Aphanomyces invadans, 489 nucleotides. RefSeq lists its product as hypothetical. The record is from RefSeq and is a predicted model, not a curated record. NCBI's taxonomy places the organism in Eukaryota, Oomycota, Saprolegniomycetes, Saprolegniales, Verrucalvaceae. The transcript has a single exon. Bases 159 to 398 code for a protein of 79 amino acids.